UGUCAUCUCUCCUCUUUCUUUUUUCCCUCUCUCUCUAUAACCAUGUGAUUUACAUGUUUGACAAUGUUCGAUCAUGUCCAUCAGUUCCGGUUGCUAGGGAGGGAAGACAGUCAAAUGCAACGUUGUCCUCAAACCUCCAGCAGCCGAGACUUAAGAAACAGAAUACUCUAGUUUUAACAAUCCGAGGCGACAGUGAAGUGGACCGAGUGACCGCGCGCAACCGAUAGUUUUCAUAGUAGCCAAUAGAAAAUUCUCCAUCUUGUAAACAGACGACGGUCUCGUGACUUUGAGCAACAAGAUGACAACGUUAACGAUGCCGAAAAUGCAAUAAGUGUACAACCGUUGUCACCAAAGCGCGAGUGAGUGAGAACCAAAGUGGACUUCGCUUUGCUUUUUCACUUUGCCGUUGGCCAGGUCAACACAUCACCAUCAUCACACAGCUGCGUAGCUGUCUGCGCGUCGCGCCGGGCUCCGAGUUGCUCUCUCGACGGACCAACCGGACAAUCAUCACGGAAAAGGACAUCCAGCGUAAAUCAGACCGUUUCCAUGCGGACCGAAAACUGCGUCCUCACAUCAUCAGAUCCGUGGAACAGGUGACACUGACAUCUGCUCCGUCUGUUGGGCAGAAUUCAAGCUGAUCUGGGAUGAAUUGUCUGGAGCCUGCGGUUAUUGUCUGUCACACAGGGCAGAGAACACAUCUACUGAACACUUCAAUGGAGUAAAGUAGCCGACUGAAGCGGACAGCAUUCCAAAUGAACAUAGGAUAUGCAUCUGUUGGAAGUUUGUGGAGCCAUUUUAUCUGUUCUGGGAAGACAUGUAUAGUCUUAUUUGCAUUGGUCGACUGCUCUGUCUGACCCAAAACAGAAACAAAGGGACUAUUUGUAUCAUAAAAAUCCAGCUUUAUAUUGUUGAGUUAAUUGAUUGUUGUUAUCACCACUACUUUAAUCAAUACUCAGCUGCUUUUGGUUGUUGAUAAUAAUCAAAUAAUCCAUCAAUAUUAUUGUAAUGUAUAGAUGUCAGUUGACAUCUCAUGUAAUGUGUGGUGGUCAGGGGCCUAUUAGCAGAGAGUAGUCAGGGACCUAUUAGCAGAGAGGCAUCACUGGCCUAUUAGCAGAGAGUAGUCAGUGGCCUAUUAGCAGAGAGUAGUUAGUGGCCUAUUAGUAGAGAGGAAUCACUGGCCUAUUAGCAGAGAGGAAUCACUGGCCUAUUAGCAGAGAGUAGUCAGUGGCCUAUUAGCAGAGAGUAGUCAGUGGCCUAUUAGCAGUGAGUAGCCAGUGGCCUAUUAGCAGAGGAAUCAGGGGCCUAUUAGCAGAGAGUAGUCAGUGGCCUAUUAGCAGAGGAAUCAGGGGCCUAUUAGCAGAGAGUAGUCAGUGGCCUAUUAGCAGAGAGUAGUCAGUGGCCUAUUAGCAGAGAGUUAUCACUGGCCUAUUAGCAGAGAGUAGUCAGGGACCUAUUAGCAGAGAGGAAUCACUGGCCUAUUAAGGAACACGAUGCCCCCUGUUGGUGCGGGUCCUGCCACUGGCUCCUUUCUCCAACAGUUCAGAGUAGUAGCCUCCGACCGGGCUGACCAGCACCAGCCGUUCAGAGUAGUAGCCUCCGACCGGGCUGAUCAGCACCAGCCGUUCAGAGUAGGAGCCUCCGACCGGGUUGACCAGUCUCAGAACCAGCAACAGUCUCUGUCACAGCCAGUCCAGCCCCAACCAGACCAUCUUCAAACCCAGCCUCAGUUCAGAUUCAGAGCAACAGUCCAUAGUCAUACAGGUGUAGAGCCUCAGAACCGGCCUCAGACCCCAGAUACAGCCUCGUACACGUCCUCAGACACUGUCCCAUCUUGACCAGACUCAGCUCCAGACUCAGCUCCAGACUCAGCUCCAGACUCAGCUCCAGACUCAGCUCCAGACUCAGCUCCAGACUCAGCCAGUGUUGGAGCCCCAGUCUCAGCCCCAGCCUCAGCCCCAGACAGUGUUGGAGCCCCAGUCUCAGCCUCAGCCCCAGCCUCAGCCCCAGCCUCAGCCCCAGACAGUGUUGGAGCCCCAGUCUCAGCCCCAACCCCAUUUUAAGACAAGGCUUCAGCCUCAUCCCCUGAUUCCAUCCUGACUCAGCCAGUAUCCAACGGCAGGCUGUCGGGCCACGGGCGUAGCAACGGGCACGGCAUGGGCAACUCCUCCAGGAAGGAGGAGGACGAGGAAGAGAAGGGGAAAGGGAAGGAUAAGGAUGCGGAGAAGGCGAAAGUAAUGGAGGAGGAGAAGAGGAGGAGGAGGAAGAAGAAGAUGAAGGAGGAGAUGGAAGAUGACGAGCUGCCCCUAGGGGUGGAAGAAAUGCUGGCGAGCGGAGAUCCCGUCUUGGAUCUGAGCUAUAAAAAGUUCCGCAGGUUGCCCGGUGUGGUCUGUGGGCUACGUCACCUGGAGAAGCUGUAUGUGUGUCGUAACAGUCUGCGGACCCUCCCGGAGAACAUCGUCCAACUAAAGGGCCUCCGCAUCCUGGCUCUAGACUUCAACAAGAUGGAGAACGUCCCGUUGGCCAUCUGUCAGCUCCGUAACCUGACACGUCUCUACCUGGGCUCUAACCGCCUGAUGUCUCUCCCUCCAGAACUACGUAACCUUCAGAGUCUUCGCUGCCUCUGGAUGGAGAGCAACUAUUUCACACGCUUCCCCCGCCAGCUCUACGACUUACCCCACCUCAGGUCCCUUCAGAUGGGGGACAACAGGCUGCGGACUCUGCCCCCGGACCUGUGGCGUAUGGAGGCUCUGCGAGGGCUGUGGCUCUACGGAAACCGUUUCACCGAGUUCCCCCGUGUCUUACUCCGCAUGGUGGAUCUGGAGAUCUUAGACCUGGACAAGAACAAGAUCGAGGUGUUCCCUAAUCUGAGCCGGCUCCCCGCCCUCCGCCUCUUCUCCUAUGACCACAACCCAGUGGAGGGGCCUCCCGGCGUGGGGGAGGAGGUGCUGCUGGUGGGAGAGGGGGCCCAGGAGGAGCUGCAGGACCGAGUGGACAGGAAGGCUAAGAAGGAGCAGGAGGCGAGGGACGCGGAGGAGGCUGCGCUGGCCGGGGAUGGGCCUGUGAUCCAGGGCAUUCUAAAGACGGCCAAACAGAACAGCGCAUCGCACGCAGGGCACAAGCAUGACGAGGCCACGCCCCUAACCGAGGAGGAGAGGAGGAAGAAGGAGAUGGAGGCAGAGUUAGAGAAGGCGUUGAACGACUACGGGGCGGGGCUUGAAUACGACUUGGAGGGGAUAGAAUACGAGAAGGAGUUUAUAUGUGAGGGGGAGGGGUAUGAUGGCGGGGAGUUGGAGUACGGACGAGGAGAUAUAGACUAUGAGUAUGAUGAGGAGGAGGAGCUAGAGGAACCAGGAAGACAAGUGGGCCGGUAUUGAUGACUGACUAACUUCUCCCCCUCCUAAGCCUCUGACUCCUCCUCUCCUAAGCCUCUGACUCCUCCUCUCCUAAGCCUCUGACUCCUCCCCACCUAUGUCUAGACUUGUUUGAAAUUGCAGCAGACAUUGCAGGUGACGGACUGAUCUUACAAGUCACCUUGCAAAAUAAAUCACUACUUAGAAUUAUUUGUAGAUCAGUCAGUCAGUCACAAUUUACCCACAAUCCAUCACAGAUGUGACGCUCUCGGACACAGCCUCUGACUACUGCAACACUCUCAGGGCUAUAGGAGGUGAUGUGAAGAAAAAACACCCAGGAAUUAUCUAGCAAGGUUAUCAAAAAUAGUUUUCAUCUGCCUUUCUUAGCUCCAGCUGUCAUAACAAUGCCCAACUAGAGGGUUGUUGAACUUUUAGUAAAUCUUGUGUGAAAUGAAUUAAUGACUAGCCUCCUGAACCUGUGGCUGUAAUAUGUGACAUUCUCUUUCUCUCUGUAGUUAGCAUUAGGACAGGGCUGACACUAAAUGACUAAACUCAUUAGAUGUUUUUCUAACUGACCUGUGAAGAUAUAUUAAUGCACUGCACGUUGUGGGAAUGAAGGCUGGAUGGAUGAUGGCUGGCUGGAAAGCUAGCUGGAUUGA
This is a messenger RNA of Oncorhynchus nerka (sockeye salmon), 4009 nucleotides long. Its product is annotated as leucine-rich repeat-containing protein 10B-like. The coding region runs from base 2154 to 3374 and encodes 406 amino acids. Lineage: Eukaryota; Metazoa; Chordata; Actinopteri; Salmoniformes; Salmonidae. The transcript has a single exon. The record is from RefSeq and is a predicted model, not a curated record. Gene Ontology annotation, molecular function: protein binding.